CUAACCUGGCGCAUUCCUCCGCGUCGCCGUCCUCCCACGCCUACUUCUCUCCUUCUCCGCCCUUGGCCGGCUGCCGAGCCUAGCGGCUCAGUGGAGGCGGCCGGCCGUCAUGGAGGCAACCUCUGCAGCGCGGUCGCGUAGGUGAGGUACUCUGUGCUCCUGAAUCGCCAUCAGCCCCGGCAACCCAUGCCCCCUGCGCCGUACCAAUCCCCUCCCCUUCCUCGCUCCGCCUACACUGGAUCAGGAGUCGGCAGGCCGGCACCACAUUGCCGCCGAUUGCGUGUGCCCGUCAGGCCGCCCUCUCCUCCUCGCUAGGCCCCGACCAGAUUAGGCUUCGGCAUCCCGGCACGCAUCGCCGCCGAUUGCCUCUGCCUGUCAGCCUGCCUUCUCCUCCACCGCGUCGUCGUCCUUCCACGCUUCCUUCCAUCCUUUCCUCUCCCCACCUCAGACGACCGCCGAAACCUGCGCCUGUAUACGCUGUUGGUCGCUGAGCCGCCGCCUCGCAGCUCUUCUGCCUCUGCAAUGCUCUGCGCAAGUCGUCGUCCUUCUUUGACGCGGCACGUCGACGGCCUUCCGUCGUCUGCACAUGCGACACAGCAGAUUUUUCCAGCUUCAGCCUUUAAUAUUGUCGUCAUUGCUUUGUUAGCGGCAACAUGAAUUGGAUAAUCAGAUGUGCCUUCUAAUUGGUCCUAUUGGACAUAGUACUUGAUUACCAAUGGCUGGAGGCUUUUUUCUUCACAAGAAUCAAAUGGUAGAGCGAUUAUGCUUUCCUCAUGUCCUCCUCCAUCAAUUGUUGUUGAUGCACGCAGAAUGCUCAAGGCAUCUAUCCAUCUCCAAAUACCAACAGGUAGGUCCUUCCUCUGACUAUUUAGCAUGCAGUUUCUAUGCUUUAGUAUGCAUGUCUUGGCUGGCUGUUCAUUUCCCUUUCAGCAUUUGUUGUUGCCCAUUCAAAGAAUGCGCUUCCUGCUUUGCUCUUAUAAAUGCAAUUGGUCCUCUGCAUUCAUCCUGAGCUAUCCAUCAACACAUCUUCCGAAACACGACACCAAAUGUAACAAAAACACGACUCUCAUACCGCUUCGCAUCGAGGUCCAGCACUUCUCGUGGCUGGUUUUUAUCAAGUCUACAAAGUGGCACCCCAUCUUUGCGUGGAUAUCAUUCUAGGGUAUAUAUCCUACAAGUUAAGUGUCUUAGCAGCAGAGCUGAAAAAAAUUGGAAAAGCAAACCUAUGCGCUCGGAUGCAGUAUGGAACAAUGGACGACAGCAAAAGCUCUGCUCCAGGGACCUCAUCACCUAACACUGUAGCGCAACUAUAGAUGCGUUUCCAGCCAUCCAGUUGCAGAUGGACCCAUGCAAUUCAUAGCUACAGCGCACACACUACAGUGAUUUGUGAACAGUACGGCGUGCCGGGCAGACUUCAACUCGACGGCUUUCUCCGCUUUCCCUGAGCUUCAGUUCCUCCAUUUCUCUAAGAAUUAUGCCAUUUUCCAAAGCUGGGAUGGUCUGGCAGGAUUAAGCAAGCUUCGCCAUCUCGACCUCAGCUACAACUGCUUGCAAAACAUCAGUGAUCAGGAGCCUCUCGGAAAGUUGGUCUCCUUGGAGAUUUUACACCUUGAGUUCACCGACAUGGUUGGGACGCUUCCAGCUUCAGGUGAUAUAGCAACGUCUACAAUGUUGAGUAACGCUGGUAUUACAGCUUUGGAUCUCAGUUACAAUCAGUUCACUGGAAACAUCGAUUGGGUACACAAUCUAGAAAGUGUUCGGUACCUUCAAUUGGGCAGGAAUAAGUUUGAGAGCCAAAUUCCUCGGGACCUUUGCAAGCUAGAAUACCUGAGGAUCAUCGACUUGUCGCAUAACCGACUGUCAGGUUCGCUGCCACCAUGCAUCGGUGACCUUCCAUUCCAAGGAAAAUCAUCUGAUCAACCGUACUGGGACCUCCGCUGUCUCCGGGUGUUUCAUCACCCAGCCUUCAGCUACACCAGCUGCUACGAGCAGAGCGGGUUCAGCUUCGGCACCAAAUGGAACCUCUACAAUUACCGGAGAGACUUCAGCGACCGGUUCUUCGGCUUCGACCUCUCUGAGAACAUGCUGUCCGGCGAGAUCCCGCCGGAGCUGGGGCACCUGAGCAGCCUCAAGGCGCUCAACCUGUCCCCCAACUUGUUCGCCGGCCCGAUCCCGGCGGCGCUCGCGAACAUGAGCGAGAUAGAGAGCUUAGACCUGUCCCACAACCAGCUGAGCAGGGCGAUACCGUCGGAGCUGUCCCGCCUGUCGGCGCUGGCCGUCUUCUCAGUGGCGUACAAUGACCUCUCCGGCUGCGUGUCGGACGCCGUUAAGCUCGGUUCUUUUGAUGCGCGGAGCUACGAAGGGAACAGGGACCUCGAGGUGGCGUCGCGGGAAACCGGCGAGUGCACAUCCGGAUCAGGACCGGACGCUCCGCCGCCGGCGGGAGGCAGCGCAGGCGAGGAGGCGGGGGACCCGGUGCUCUACGCGGUCAGUGCUGCCUCGUUCGUCCUGUCGUUAUGGGUCACUGUUGGAUUCAUUUUUUGCCAUCCGUUCGGGCAGCGUGUAAUACUGAAACUGUAGCCAGUGGUUCUCUUCUGCCGUAAGUUGCAUGAAUCUAUGUAAUGUAAUCCUCAAAUGAACGUGUUUUUGUAUGUAUGAUUUCCUUCUUCCGUUUUUGUAUGUAUGAUUUCCUUCUUCCCUCAGAAAAUAAAUAUUCAAUCCA
Molecule: messenger RNA, 2722 nt
Organism: Panicum virgatum (switchgrass)
Lineage: Eukaryota; Viridiplantae; Streptophyta; Magnoliopsida; Poales; Poaceae
Product: putative receptor-like protein 8
Exons: 6
Coding region: 1624-2580 (318 amino acids)
Molecular function (GO): protein binding
Source: RefSeq, a predicted model, not a curated record